This is a messenger RNA of Pecten maximus, 4602 nucleotides long. RefSeq lists its product as uncharacterized. Lineage: Eukaryota; Metazoa; Mollusca; Bivalvia; Pectinida; Pectinidae. Bases 944 to 2251 code for a protein of 435 amino acids. The transcript has 5 exons. The record is from RefSeq and is a predicted model, not a curated record.
ACAGAGGGACAUCCACAACCGAACGUAUCGGCGGUACUCCAGGCAGUCACAGCCAGCAACAGGUAUUCUCAAGUUUUCUGGAUACGUCUUAAUCUAACGAUUAUUACGUCACACUUUUAAAAUAGGACUGUGUUUACAAUUCCAUCCUGGAAUGGACAAGCCAUUGCUCUGCUCACAUAGCCGUUGUUUGGACGAUCGCUUAGUACCUUGUUGAAUGUGUAUCACGCAUCUGAUUGAUUUCCCUGUGGUGGAACUAAAGUCAUUUUUGGACUAGUGACAAAGGGGUCAAAGGUUACGUCGAAUGAAACCCAACGUCCACUCGCUCCCGCAUUGUGGGGGAAUACGCCCAAGGUCAAAGUUCAUAGGAUGAUGAAUGGCGCUCCUUUUGUAACCAACAUGCAUUGAAAGCCCCGAAGUCACUCUCUAUGUUUAUUGCACGUGUUGCGAGCUGCUGUGUACAUGUUACACGAGAGCACAGCUCUGUUACUUACAUCCUGGAUGAAGACUUACAGAACUGUUCAAAGGGGAGAAAAAAACUGGCGAGACCAAAUUCCAUGUGCCCGUGCAUACCAAAUGACGAGUUUUCAACCUCAACUGUGAAAUGGAACUUAAUGGGUGUUUUUAUAAUCGGAUAUAUUUCAAAUUAUCAGUGGAAUAUUUGUGUUGUGUACAGUCAGUAUCUGGGUGAUUCACUAGCAGGGUUUAUGGCAUGGAUUACAUAUCACAUAAGCGGUCGUAGUACCUAAGGCGGACCGACAGGGAGGGUACACCUCUGUUUAGGUGGGGUGUACCGGCCGGACAGCCUCUAUAGGGCAGACUAAUUGUGUAGAGAAGAUGAGAAGAUUUCCUGUGUUAAAGGUGUAUUGCCUUUGAGCGUAGUGACUGGUAAUUUGUUACAUUCUUGUCACGGCGUGACCGAUACCAUCAACCCCGUGGCGCUGUCAUGGAUGCAGCUCCAUAUGAUAACGUGGAAUUCCCGAUUCGGAGGCCCCUUGGUACCCCCGCCACGUGGCCAGGCUCUGAUCAUGUCAUCAUGUCCAUUAAAUCUCCAAGUCCGAAGACAGUCAAACCUAAAACGGAGUCAAAACUGUCACCCGUCCUGGAGGGGGAUGGGAAUGAGUUCGUUGAGGAACAAGCAGAACUGCCGUCCGUACAGGAUCAACGCCAGGUGGCGCAGAUGACCAAUUUGCGCGGCAAAAAGGAAACGGAAAUAACAGUAAACAAAGGUGUAGCACUUGUCAACUCCAAUCAGGUGAGUCGGCCGCCUUCAACACUAAAGACUAUCACCACUUCCUCACCCGCCAGCACCUCCGAGACCCAUACAUUGGUACCGUUCGGCGCGAAGACGACGAUAGCGACCACAACGUCAACGGCGACCACAACGCCCUCUACGAUAUUCCCGCCCACAACUAUGGACAGCAAUGGGAAGAUCGGAUUUGUGAUCGUGGACGAACCCCGGCCCUUUAACCAGGACUUCUCUCGUCUAGACCUGAAUCCUUCAUCUCAACAGGUGUUGGAGCGGGCGUAUACCAAACAGCGAAAGUUCUACCGACUGAACGACUGUCUCCUGACACAGGGAGAAGAUAUGAGGCAAGAUGUGUGGCAGGCCAAAGGUCGUCCGGGGGAGCUACUCACGUACGAACAGCUUCUACAAGGAAUGCUGGAGGAGGGCGAGGUAUUGGUUCUGGGAGGGGCAUGGCUCUAUUUCACUCACCUUGACUUCCUGGACAAGGAGGGGAAAUCCAAGGUCAAACCCUCCGUAGGCAAGGGUCGGAUAUGUCUCACGGACCGGAAGCUGCUCAUCUUGUCAGCGGAAGCUAAUGAAGACGCUACACUGUCGGAGUUUGGAGACGAGAGCUCUGCUACAACGAGUGGUUAUAAGCUGGAACUUUCCAAAUACAACAGUACAUUUUACCAGAACGUACCACUCGGCUGCUUCCUUGGCGUGGAACUGUCUGCGAGCGUCGGAAGUUCCCUGGAGAGUCGCCUCACAGAACAGAAACCACUCUGUUGCGGCCUCUGUUCGUGUCUAGGAGUAAGUUGUUUACAGAUUGACCGAUGUUCUACGACGUGGAGGUCGUCCCGUCCAAUGCCAGUUCCGGUCAACACUCGGACCAUCCGUAUGGGGAUAAGUAUGCCGCCCUGGCAUACAGAGACAAUUGUGGUCGUGUACAUUCACCCGGAAAUGCCACUAACGGCCGCUAGGGACUUUGUGGCUCAAAUUCACCAUCACGCGCCUUUGUUACACUAACAAAGGUCAAGGCCAUCCCUGUAAAUAGCAUUGUACGAUUACGUUAGGCUGAGAGUCAAAGUAUUAUUAUCUCUGAAAUAAUGGAUUGCAAUUUAAUGCAUGGACAUGCACUAUACCGGAUGUGGCCAGCUUUACUCCUUGCAUAAGAUGAAGUGUAUAUAGCGCCCUCUGGUGCCAGACUUUGUUGUCUUUACAAUUCGUGUCCAAUGGUUACUCCACGGACCUAGAUAAGUCCGUCGAUAUCCCAAGGUACACAGGAAGAUAUGGGGCAUCUUUAAUCACAUGCGCAUGGCUGUUAGAAAUUCACUGAAUGGGUUCCAGAUGCAUUGUGGUCCCCAAGCUUACGCAAGGAAUCCUGGGUAAGAUUACUCCAGAUGCUUGAUGGAACAAUUAAUUUCAUUUGAGACGAGAAAUGAAUCAAAGCGCGUUUGAUAAAACUUUGGAUUCAAAUAAGGCUGGACUACAUUAUCCUAUCCCUUGGCAUCGGAGAGGAGUGGGGGAAAAUUCGUUAUCUCAAGACAAUAACUCAUUUCAUAAUUUUCUUCCAUUGAUUUUCCGAGCCAAAGUGCUUGCAAAAGAGUACCGAUGCACGCACUGUUUACAAACUACAUACAUGUUUAUUAGUAUUUAGCGAUUAUUUGUACUCAUCGUGACGUCAUAUUUUAUGUCCAAGUGUUUAAUUAAGAAUUUUCCAUGUACACAGUGUAUUAUCUACUGAGAAGGGACGCCUUGUAUACUAGUACUCCUGAACUAGUGUCAACAAAUUAACAAUAGCGUCUCCGAGCGUUCCCAAAACGUCUUUGGAACGAUCAUAAGAUAUAUCAUUUAAUUCUGCCUUAUGUUUUAAUGACAUUACUGAUGGAUUUUUAUUAAGUGUUUAUAUGUUUAAAGCAAUAUUAAUAGUCUAUAUUCUAUGUCGUGUUAGAAGCAGUGUAAGGCAAGGCUGUGUCCGCUAGUAUUUGGAAGUGUUGAUUUGUUAUUGAAUACAUGCUGUGUACCUAUUUAUUUUAUUAUAGUAUUUGCUGUGUUUAGUGGCGAUAGAAUACAUGCUGUGUAAGUUAAUCUAUUAUGGAAUGUAUCAGAAUAAGUAAAUAUUAUAUAAUGUCGUGAUCAGUCGUCCGCCAUACAAUGUAAUCUGUAUCUCGUAAGAACAAUGACCCGGUUUAUAUUAUAUUAACCUUGGGGACCAGAACAAUUCUUUAUCGAAAUGGGCUCGGCACUCAGUAGAGACCGAAGUUAAGAUUUGUUUCAGAUUAUUUAAUAUCAUAUGUACGUACCAAAAGCAAUCCCUUGUACAGUAGACACCUAUUUUGUUUUCCUAAUUUUAUAAAAAUUGUUUCCCUGAACAUGGUAUAAAGAAAAUUACACAUUGUGAAGGCUCAGUGCCACGAUGUUUGGUACAUGAAUUAAUACUAUAAACAAAUGUUUGAUGAAAUAAAAUAUGUGAAAAUAAACAAAGAACUGAGCUACAGGAACCCCUGAACUAAUCCCAGGCCCAUAUUUAUUAAUGAGCAACGUUGUUCCAAUUGAUCAAUAUUUAGCUAAACUUACAUCGGAUAACCUAGAUAUUGCAUAACAGACAUUCGAAAUUUUGACUGGCAGACAGACUUCUCUCCGUCAGGGUGUCUAACGUUUGGUGGUGGGGUCAGAGGAAAAUCGGAGUUUUAUCAAAUGACAUGUCCUGGCAUUGAAUAACAUGUUCAUGUUAAUGAAUUUAAGGCCAUGACCCCAUAAUGCUGUGAAGGUCAUGACUCCAUAAUGCUUUAAUUACCGGGUAUUUUCAGGAAUCUGCAGAUGUUUAUGCGGUGCCAUUUUUGGUGUCCACGUAUUACUUGUGUAGUGUAGCUCGUCAUGAUCAGCCAUCAUUGAAUCAUGUAAUUUUGGCGGGUUAUAUGAUGUAUUUUGCGGGAUAUAGUUUGUAUUUUGGCAGGAUAUAGUUCCCAUUUCUUUUGGCGGAAGGAUAUAUAGUAUUAUUUUGUCAGGAUGUCGUUCCCAUCUCUGGCGGAAGGAUCUAGUAUGUAUUGUUUCGGUGGUCAGCAUUAGUUACGAUACAUAAGCAUAGUCUAUAAAUAUAAAUUACAUUAUUAUUUUAUUGAACAAAACUCUUAAACUAAUGUACAAAUAAAAUACAAAUGAAAUAAGACUUAAAUUACAAUAAUUAUAUCCAUUUACAUGACAUAGGGCCUGAUCAGUAUUUUUGUAUCCAAUGAUCAUUAUAUCUAGGCUAUGCAACUACCAGGUGGGGUGAUAUAUAAACCCUGUCGAUUAGCGUCAACUCAUAUCACCUCUUCUGUAAAUUCAUAUCAUGUUUCUGUAUUUUGGUCAUUAUUGCAAUAAAUACUAAAGAUUUC